Messenger RNA from Trichosurus vulpecula (common brushtail), 4931 nucleotides. RefSeq names its product egl-9 family hypoxia inducible factor 1 (gene EGLN1). Bases 668 to 2014 code for a protein of 448 amino acids. NCBI's taxonomy places the organism in Eukaryota, Metazoa, Chordata, Mammalia, Diprotodontia, Phalangeridae. Gene Ontology annotation, molecular function: peptidyl-proline 4-dioxygenase activity; ferrous iron binding; L-ascorbic acid binding. Gene Ontology annotation, biological process: cellular response to hypoxia; peptidyl-proline hydroxylation to 4-hydroxy-L-proline. Gene Ontology annotation, cellular component: cytoplasm; nucleus. The transcript is spliced from 5 exons. The record is from RefSeq and is a predicted model, not a curated record.
ACCCCCGCAGCCCGCGGUCCAGCCCCGCCCGCCCGGCCGGCGGAGGGGGAGGAGGCUGGAGCGACAGCCGCCGCCGCAGCCGCAGCAGUAGCCAGAGCAGCGGGAGCCGCCGCCUCGCUGCGCUCGUGUGUGAGUGAUCUCCUCCCUCCCUCCCUCCUUCCCUCCUUUCCCCUCCCCUCCCUUUCGCCCGCCCGGGUCGCGGCGGGGCCGUGGUGUACGUGCAGAGCGCGCAGAGCGAGUGGCGCCCGCCCGCCCUCUUCUCCCCUCCGCCUGCCGGGCCGGGCCGGGUUGGCAGGGCCGCAGAGGCGAGGGCGGCCGCCGCCGCGUAGGUCGCGCGACCCUCGCCUUGGGUCCUCGUUCACCCCUUCCCUACCCUACCCCGCCCCACCCCCCACAGCGAGGAGACGAGAGCCACAGAGCGGCCGAAGGUAACCAUCCGCAGUCCGCGGUGGCGGGGAUCAGGCCGUGAGGCGGCUGCCGGCUGCCGGGUGCCCGGCGGUCGGCGCUGGGCAGGGGCCGGGGCGCCGCGGAGGCGAGGGCCCGGCGGGCUGCCGCGGCGGUGCAUGGCGCAGUAACAGCCGCCUCGGCCGGCCGUCCGCUCGCCGCUCCCCCGGCGUGUGUCCGCCCUCCCGUUACUCCCUCGAGCUCAGCUUGGACCGCCGCCGCCAUGGCCAAUGACAGCGGCGGUGCCGGCGGGCUGAGCCCGAGCGAGCGGGACCGGCAGUACUGCGAGCUGUGCGGGAAGAUGGAGAACCUGCUGCGCUGCAGCCGCUGCCGCAGCUCCUUCUACUGCAGCAAGGAGCACCAGCGCCAGGACUGGAAGAAGCACAAGCUCGUCUGCCACGGCGGCGGGGGAGCCGCCGAGCACGGGCCGGGCGGAGGAGGCCGGCCCCAGCCCCAGUCCCCCGGGGCCUCCCCGCACCCCGCCGCGCAGCCCAAGACCGGCCGGGCCGGGCCCAAAGAGGCCAAGAAAGCGCCGCAGCAGCGCCGGGACACGACCUCCCCGGAGGCCGCCGCCGCGGGCACGGGGGCGGCGCCGCCUCCGCCUCCUGUCCCCGCGGCCGCCCAGGAGGGAGCAGCCUCCUCGGCCAAGGCUGCCGUGGUUUCCGCGGCGGCGCCUCCUCCUCCCUCAGCCGUCAACAACCAGGGGCCGGCGGCGGGCCCUGCGGAGGCGGAGUCCGGAAGGGACGAGUCGCUGGGCCGGUCGCCGCUGUGCCCGGGCGGGUCCGCGUGCCCCCAGCUGAGCCCCCCGGGCUUGGGGCUGAUGCUGAGGCCCAACGGGCAGACGAAGCCGCUGCCGGCGCUGAAGCUGGCGCUGGAGUACAUCGUGCCGUGCAUGAACAAACACGGCAUCUGCGUGGUGGACGACUUCCUGGGCAAGGAGACCGGCCAGCAGAUCGGCGAGGAGGUGCGGGCCCUGCACGACACGGGCAAGUUCACCGACGGGCAGCUGGUCAGCCAGAAGAGCGACUCCUCCAAGGAUAUCCGGGGCGACAAGAUCACCUGGAUCGAAGGCAAGGAGCCGGGCUGCGAGACCAUCGGACGGCUCAUGAGCAGCAUGGACGACCUGAUCCGCCACUGUAACGGCAAGCUGGGCAAUUACAAAAUCAACGGCAGGACGAAAGCUAUGGUUGCUUGUUAUCCAGGCAAUGGAACGGGUUAUGUGCGACAUGUUGAUAAUCCAAAUGGAGAUGGAAGAUGUGUCACGUGUAUAUAUUAUCUUAAUAAAGACUGGGAUGCCAAGGUAAGUGGAGGCAUUCUUCGAAUUUUUCCAGAAGGCAAAGCCCAGUUUGCUGACAUUGAACCCAAAUUCGAUAGACUGCUCUUUUUCUGGUCUGACCGACGCAACCCUCAUGAAGUGCAACCAGCAUUUGCUACAAGGUACGCAAUUACAGUGUGGUAUUUUGACGCAGAUGAGAGGGCACGAGCUAAAGUAAAAUAUCUAACAGGUGAAAAAGGUGUGAGAGUUGAACUUAAUAAACCUUCUGAUUCAAUUGGGAAAGACGUUUUAUAGAGUCUUUGAUCCAGCGACACACCUACAUGGAUGCCGUUCAUUAACUUGUGAAUUUGAAUAAAUGGGAUAAAGGAAGAUAGACAACAAGUCAGCAUUUUAAUAUGGAAACCAAAACAACAUUUUUGUGUUGCAUCAAAAAGAAGAUUUUGACUGCUGUGGCAUUGUACUGUGUGACUGACUCCAAACCUGUGACUGCUUAUUUGAAGAAUAUAAGCGAUUAAAAUUGACAUAUACAUCUGGACAUAAAAUAAGUGCCCUACAUAGAAUUUUUUCAUUAUUAUAUUUUGCCAGACCUAUCAUCCAGCUGAAUCCAGUUCAUCUCUCCCUUUUUUAUAUAGUCAAAUUUGAAUUUGGGGUAAUUUUUGUAUGACCAGGUACAGUUUAUCAAAGUGAAUUGAGUAAAAAUUACAGUAUUAUUCUCCAAAAUAGCAUCAAUCUAUUUUUGUAAACCUCUUCAUAUUGUUAUCCUUUGCCCUAAAAGACCUAAUUUAAUGAUAGUUGCCAGUAACUGAAGAUCACUUUAAUUUUCUUUACAUUUAAAGUCAGAAAAGGAGCACUUUACUUACCAGCUAAAAAUCAGAUUCUUUUGUAGUCAUAUCUUAAACUAAUUUGAACUCUUAAAGAUUGCUACUGUAUUUUUUUACUUUGUCCUUAAUUAAAUUUAACAGGAAAAAAAAUCACUAUUCUACUAUCAGUUAUUUUAUUUUAGUUCAUGUUUUACAAGUUAAAUCCAGAGUGGGAAGGGCUUUAUCUUUUAAGUUAAAUUUUAAAAAUAAUAAUAAUAAAGUGACUGGCACUGAGCUUGAGGCUAUAUCCAGGUUAUCCUUGGCUUUGGGGACGUAGCAUCAAGUUCCUAAGAUAAAAAAGGGCUUUCUUAGGCUUUCAGAUAUACCCUGAAAUUUCCUAUAUGUUUAAAAAGAGAUAUCUCCAUUCCUGAAACUUAGAUGUAUGCAUAUGUUUUCUUCCUAUUAAAUGCCCCACCUGAUCUGCAGAUCAGUAGCACCUUGAUUCUGUUAUAUAGUAUCAAGGGCAAAUUAUGUAUACAUUGAGACUGAAAUGCAUCAUUACAGGCUUAAUGUGCAAUGAACUUUCAGAGUCUUGUUCUGUUGAAGCAUUCCCCAAACAUAACACUGGCCUUUGAUCAGUACUGAAAAAGAUGUACAUUUAGUAAGAAAGUCGAAACGCUUUAGUUUUUAUGUUUUGGUGUUCUUUUUUACUUUUCAGAAAGAGGGAAUGUUACUAAAUCACACAAGACCUCCCUAAACUUCUGUUGUUUAAAGAAUGAAUUGGGAUGGGUGUCUUGGACUUAAAUGUUUUCCUGUGCUCAUUAGCAAAGUCCACAGGGCCGUAUCCACUCUCACAAAUUCUGGGUACACACCUGCCCACUUAAGUUUUCUAUCUCUGUCCUUGAUUUCCUUUGCCAAAACAAUGUGAGUGUACAGAAAUAUUUCUGUAUAUAUUUCAAUUUAUGACAAUUUUAGCAUCUGUAUAGUUUGUAUUCAAUUAGAAACCUUUUCUAUGGAAAGCUCAGUAAUUUUUAUUAAAAGAUUGCUAUUGUUCAUGUAAAACAUGAAAAAAAUUAAUUGUUUAGUGAAACUGACAGUGGGGAGUGGGGUGGGGGUCAACAUUCAGUAUUGUGAUCUCACUUAGGAGAACUUGCAGAAAGAAUUCUAGCUUGUACUCAGAAUUGUUGUUGUCUUUACCAAAUGUGUACCAUUUUUGUUCCUCUUUCCUCCCUUCUUUCCAUAAAUUUGACCCAACACCUCUUCUGUAAGUGCCUCUGCCAACCUGAUCCAGGAGUGCAAGUCAUUUUUGCCAUCUGGUCUGGUCUGCAGUGCAGUGCAUUGCAUUAAGCCACAAUUAAAAAGCGCUACUUUUUUUUUUUAGGUUUACUGGAAGUUAUAUUAUUUUGAUGGGAGGUAUGUUUGAAUUUUAUUUUUAGAUGUAUGUACAGAAAAGGCUUUUAAUUUGUGAGCCCCUUUGUAAUUCAAAUGUAUACUUCUGCAGUUAUGCGAAGUACCAAAUUCUAAUCUCUGUGUAGUGUUUGCCAGACAGAAUUAACACGAUGGUGUAUUUUUUUUUAAUCUGCUUCAUCAUUUUUAUAAAUCAUUAGGAAAACAUCAACAAUUCAGGGCAGCCAUAUUUUCACUAUCUUCUUAGAAUUUCAUAGUGGUAAGACAGUUAACUUGUCACCAGGUAGGACUUUUUAAAAAACUUUAAUGACCUGUUUGUGUUUAAUCCUGGUUAAAGACAAACUUCAUAAUGCUAUUUUUAUUCAUGACAUUAACCAGCUGUAAAACACAGACCUUAAUAAUAGGCAAAGAAUUUCAGGACUCAUUUACAAAUUGCCUAUAGAGUCAUGUAAUUUAAAAAGCAGUGUUUCAUUAUGAAAGAGCUCGCAAGUUGCUUGUAAAGCUAAUCUAAUUAAACAGAUGUAUAAAGGUUCUUGGAAAACUAUAUGGUGAUUUAUUUUCAAAAGUCAUUUUGUUGUUUUUAAAAGCCUGUGUCAUACUAAUGACUUUCUUGCCAGUGCACUUACUUGAUGUGUAGUAUAUAGGUGUUUUUAUUGCCCAUUUGGACUUAGUCCAGUUACUGGUAUUACUAUUUGUAAAUUCAGUUUCUAGUGUUUUUUUGUUUUGUUUUUCAUAUUUGAAGGUUGGAUAACAGGAAAUACUUUAAACUGUAGUGUAUUAGUGGAAACCCACCCCAUGGGAUAAUACUUCUAAGCUUUAUGUUUGAAGGAAGGGGAGUCUACAGACAUAGUUUGGAUACUUAAAUGUUUGUUUUUCCUUGAAAGCAAAGUUAUCCUUGGCUUUUUCACAAGAUUUUUAUAAUUACUAGAUAAUAUUUUUUAAAACAUUUGUUUCUCGGUGUUCCAUAGUGCACUAUUUAAAAUAAAACUACUUCAGAUCACUUA